AUGACAGUAUCUGAAGGGCAGCUACGAGACUCGGCUUCAUCCGAAUCUGGCAGAGAUACUGGCACGCUUUCCUGGGAUGGCAACCAUGAUCCUGGAAAUCCCUUCAACUGGCCAACUACGCGGAAAUGGAUCCUGACAUAUCUCGCCGUCUUGACCAGCUUUCUAACCAUGAUGAACGGGACUAUUAUCACUGUGGCACACGUUGAGAUCGCGGAACUAUUCAACAUCAACGAAACGGCCUUUUCACAUACCUACUGGCCUGUUACAACAUGGGCUGCUGGCGGCGCAUGCUCUGCUCUGUUUCUCCUACCUCUAGCAGAGGACUUUGGGACCCGGCCUGUCUUUCUCAUCACGUACUUUAUAUUUCUCUGCUUCCUCAUCCCCCAGGCUGUCGCACAGAACUUUGCCACGUUGGUCGUCACUCGCUUUUUUUCCGGUGCCUGUGUCGCUAUCCUGGCUAAUACGGCUGCUGGGGUUAUUGGGAACGUAUGGGAUACCGAAUGGGCGAGGUCAAUCCCCGUCAGCCUGUAUAUCGUCGGUUACAUGGCCGGCAGUAGUAUGGGCCCAGUGAUUGGAGCGGCCAUCUUCCAGUCCUUGUCCUGGCGGUGGAUAGGCUACAUGCAGCUCAUCUGGUUCGGAGCACUGUUCCCAGUCUACUAUUUCUUUCUCUACGAGUGCCGGGGUGACAUCAUCCUCGCUCAACGAGCUCGAAAGAUGCGCAAAGCCGGCAAGGAAGUUCACGCCGAACAAACCGAGCAUUCAAAAUUAAGUCUGCAGGGCCUCGUCGUCAGCUCAACAAGACCGGUCAUCUUGUUCUGCAGCGAACCCGUCCUUUUUGUAUCAACACUCUGGUCCGCCUUUACAAUAGGAACCCUCUUCCUCUUCACCCAAUCCGUCGAGCAAGUCUUCAUGGGCAUUUACGACUGGUCCGUCUCCCAAACCGGCUAUGUCCAGGCCGCCAUCGUUAUCGGCGAAUGCAUCGGCUUUCUAGGUUCUUUCCUCUCCCGCAAACUCUACUUUGCAUCCGCCUCGCGCAACACCGAGAUUCCCAACACCCCCAUUCCAGAAGCGAGACUCUACAUGGCCGUCCUGGGCGGCAUCUUCGGCAUCUCUGGCGGAAUGUUCACUUACGCCUGGACAUCUUAUACCUUCAUCCCCUGGAUCGCACCUGCAAUUAGCCUGGCCAUGGUCGGUGCGGGAAGCGUACUCGUUGUAACGGGUGUAUCGGACUACGUUGUUGACGCAUAUAGCCAAUACGCCGGAAGUGCGAUUGGGGCCGUGGCCACGGGCGAGAAUAUCUUCUCUGCGUUUUUGCCGCUGGCCACACAGAGUAUGUACACUAACUUGGGAUUCCAGUGGGCGAGUACACUUCUGGCGUUUGUUUCGUUGGUGCUGGCUGUUGUGCCGUCGUUGAUGUUCGUUUGGGGCAAAGAGGUGCGUGCUAGGAGUCGGUUUAUGAAUGGGCUGGUUGAAGAGAAGGAGAAGCAGGAGGGGUUUAGAGUGUAG
Aspergillus mulundensis is the source of this 1506-nucleotide messenger RNA. Its product is annotated as putative MFS multidrug transporter. NCBI's taxonomy places the organism in Eukaryota, Fungi, Ascomycota, Eurotiomycetes, Eurotiales, Aspergillaceae. The record is from RefSeq and is a predicted model, not a curated record. The transcript has a single exon. Gene Ontology annotation, biological process: transmembrane transport. Gene Ontology annotation, molecular function: transmembrane transporter activity. Bases 1 to 1506 code for a protein of 501 amino acids.